UGUUUCGUGUAAUUAUAUGUCAAAGAUACUACUAUCUUCUUACAUUAAUACCCUUUCUGAUUAUGUCACAGAAUGUUCAAGUAUUGGGUACUGUCGCAGUCAGCGGUGCACUACGUGUGCUAGAUGUCUAACGUCAGACUCAAGAUACUUUUAUGAGCUGAGUGCAUCUAAAAAACAAUGUUACCGAUGCCAGCACAUUGCCAACUGUCAAGCAGAGGAGGUGUGCACAUGUAAUGACUGCCAAGUGUGCUCACGAUGUGAAGGAGUUGUGAUAGAAGGACCGGGGCAGAGAGCUUAUGUCAUUUCAAAGGACGGAAAAUACUGCAGAAAGGCAUGUUCAUGGCGACAAGACAGCACGUGGUGUUACCCGGGGACGUGCGAGGAUGAACUGGCCAGUAAUUGCACCUGCGCUGCUGGAUUCAGUGGUCCGAACUGUCAGAAUAUUGACACACCACCCCUGAUACCAUGGAACAGGAUAGUAGUGCACGGCCAGAGAAAUGAAACAGCCGAGGCUCCACUCGACCCUAGCAACUCUGAGGCCCAGGAAGACUCAUGGACAAACCUGAAGAACAUUCACAACAUUAACUAUGAUUUUCGCACCAACUUUAUCCCUUCUGGACUACUGACAACCAGACAUAAGUUCAUAGAUGGUUACAGUGUUGGAAUUGUGCAAGCCAUCAUUUAA
Haliotis rufescens (red abalone) is the source of this 685-nucleotide messenger RNA. RefSeq lists its product as uncharacterized. Lineage: Eukaryota; Metazoa; Mollusca; Gastropoda; Lepetellida; Haliotidae. The transcript is spliced from 5 exons. Bases 17 to 685 code for a protein of 222 amino acids. The record is from RefSeq and is a predicted model, not a curated record.